Messenger RNA from Nannospalax galili (Upper Galilee mountains blind mole rat), 1860 nucleotides. It is a transcript of the gene Lamp3, whose product is annotated as lysosomal associated membrane protein 3. Bases 38 to 1294 code for a protein of 418 amino acids. The transcript has 6 exons. Lineage: Eukaryota; Metazoa; Chordata; Mammalia; Rodentia; Spalacidae. Gene Ontology annotation, cellular component: membrane. The record is from RefSeq and is a predicted model, not a curated record.
CCAGGGCUUAGCGAAGCACAGAGCAGCAGUGGAGCCAAUGUCGCACAAAGGUCACCGUCGCUCACCAGUCAUGCCUGUGCAACUCUCCGCAGUGGCUUUGCUCCUCCUGUCCCUGACUGAAAUUUUACAUGGCCAUCAAAUAAGAAAAAAAACAUUUCCAAAAAUCAGAGACUAUCUUCAGUCCACUAUAACAGCAGCAAGAGACGUCAUAGUAAAACCAGUUCCACAGCCAACUAACCAAAUACCUCAUGAAACAGCAGCAGCAAGAUCAAGGAAUGCUCACAUCACCUCACAAAAAGCCACUGAAAUCUCCAAUUCUGAGAACCCACCUCACACAACAAUAAAAAUAACAAAUAUCCCAGUAACCUCAAAAAGGCUUCUAUCCAGCAGCACAACUAUCUACUCCCUGGUCACACCUAACAACUCACACACAACUGUUCCAAUUACUGAAGUUACCAUUGGUCGUGAUUCAAUUCCACAUUCACCAGUUCCUACAACCGGAUCUAGUCCAUCCACCGUCAACCACACCACCAGGAAAACCACCCAACCUGAUGGUCAGACCACCUUUCUCAGAACUUUCUUUGUGGAUGCACAUAAAAGCACAACCUAUCAGAAGCCAACUCUACCCAUACAUAUCCCAGAAACAUCAAUAGCUGCUACACACAGUGACAGCCUAACAGCCUCACCUGCCCCCACAGUUCUUGGGCCCGCUCUUGUACCUCAGCCAGCGCCAGUCAAGAUGGGAACUUAUGAAGUUCUAAAUGGAAGCAGGCUCUGUAUAAAAGCACAGAUGGGGAUAGAGCUGAUCGUUCAAGAAAAUGAGUUGAGAUACUUCAACAUUGACCCCAACAUGACUCAAGCGUCUGGGAAAUGUGGCUCCCAAAAAUCCAGCCUUCUCCUGAAUUUCCAGGGUGGAUCUGUGAAUGUCACAUUCAUCAAGGAAGAAAACUCAUAUUAUAUCAGUGAGGUGGGAGCCUAUCUGACCAUCUCAAAUACAGAGAAGACCUACCAGGGAAUGAAACGUACUAUGAUGUUUGAGACAGUGAUUGGGCAUUCCUUCAAAUGUGUGAAUGAACAAAGCAUCCAGCUAUCAGCCCAGCUUCUAAUGAAAACAACGAAUAUCCAACUUCAAGCCUUUGACUUUGAAGGAGACUGCUUUGGAAAUGUGGACGAGUGUUUAUCCGACUACACGGUUGUGCUUCCUGUGAUCGCAGCCGUUGUGGCUGGCCUCUGUGUUGUGGGCCUGGGCAUCUAUAAAAUCCGCCAUCAGUCAUCUGGAUACCAGAGAAUCUAGGUGGUGACCAAAAGGAAAGGCUGUAACGGAGUUCAGAGAACCCUUUCAUUGUUUCCAGAAUGUUCAUUGGAGGCUUCCCUGUUUCCUACCUGCUACUAAAACCAUUGAGCCCUUUGUGGUUCACAAUAAAGCAGCACAUCAAUUUCUGAAUAUUUUUGCUCAGCUCAUGAAAGACUUAGGGAGAUAUUUGCCAGUAUUUUCUAUUUUUCUUCGAAACAUUUUAACAGCUCAAAAUGAAGACUUGAGAAACAUCAAAAUUAAUACAACAUGUAUAAAAUGGCAUGUAUUUCCAAAUUAUAAUCCAAAACACUUAAUUGUAAUUAAACUUACUUGUGUUUUCAUUGAGAAAUUCAUUUUGCCCUUGAUUUUUUCCACUUUUAAAAAAUGCUUUUGAUGGACUUUCAACAGACAAUGGUAUCCAUGAAGUAGCCACAGACAGAAGACAAGUUGAGAGCUCCACUUCUAGCCAAACGACUGGCCUCUUUGGAUGAUUAGAAAUGUCCUCUUUUGAAAACAAGAAGCUUAUUUACUUUAUUCCCUUUUAUGAAAGCAGAUUUUGUUUUUUU